AUGCCUGAGAUAGAGCCACCACCCUUUGAAACCUCUGUGCAGGUGCUUGCUUGGGACCCAAAGAUUUUGGUGACCUCUAGACAUUAUGGCAAGAGUGUUAUGGAGGCUGCUGUGCAGGAGAUGGUGGACAAGGGGCUUGCAGGCCUGGGGACAGUCCUCCUCUCAGUCACCAUCCUCCUGCUGGGCUGCCAGGACCUCAGCCUUCAGCACAUCCAAUUCUCCUGCUGCCAGGUCACCACCCAGCUGGCAGUGGAGAUGAGGGGGACCUUUAUGGUCCCCUUCCAGGAGUCCCUCAACUACAUCUACUACUCAGCAGGGGAGAGAGUACAACAGUGGCUGCAGAGAAAUGGACCUAUGAACAUUAAUCACUAUGCCAAUAAGAAGAGUGCUGCAGAAAGCAUGCUGGAUAUUGCUCUGCUGAUGGCCAAUGCAUCCCAGUUAAAAGCAGUGAUGGAACAAGGACCCUCUUUCUCAUUCUACGUCCCACUCAUUGUUCUCAUCAGCAUGUCACUUGUACUUCAAGUUGCAGUGGGCGUGCUCCUGAUAUUUCUUGUAAAAUAUGACCUUAACAACCCUGCAAAACACAACAAGCUGGAUGCUCUCAAUAACGUUGCAACUGGACUGGUGUUCAUUAUAGUAGUUGUGAAUAUUUUUAUCACUGCGUUUGGAGUACAGAAGCCUGCAACAGAGACAUCCUCAAAACAGUAGGUGACAGAAAGAAAUCUGAACUGCUGACCUCUCAGCAGAUACCCUUCUGCAUUUAUCUUGGACCCAAAGAAAAUAAUCUGAAGAAGUGAAGUUAUUCAAGCUAGCCUCUUUAUUAGUUUCCUUCAUUUGACUUUUUUCUGUGCCUGAAAUUUUUAUCUUUUAAAUGUUUAAGGUGUUUAGUUUCUGUUGAAAGCAUCAAAUAUUACAAAUCUUAGCACAUUGAUGCACUCUAAGAUUAAGGCAGCUACGUUUCUGCAGAAACUGGUAGUUCUUCAAAGAAAUAUGCAGCAUAAUGUAUUUCAGGGAAUGAAGUGAUGGCAUCCACUUCAGAGACAUCUCAGGACUCUUCACUUUCUAUGCCUUCUGUUUUCCUGGUGGGCAAGAAGUUGCCCAACAUAAUUGUUAAUUGUUGUCUACUCUGGCAACACGUUCCAAACUUUCUGGACCAGCGGACUGCUUUCAGCCCUCAGAAUAUUUUGUGGACUACCGUAUACCCAUGUCAUUAAGGUUUUAAGUGAAAAAGCAGGGAAAGGGUAUAAUUCCUGAACCACUUGCUGUGGCCUCAAGGGAAUAACUAAACUAUCAAAAAUAAGGGCUUCAGUUUUUGGCAUAAUCACAUUGCCUAUACCUCACUUCACUGGGAUCUAGAUAUUUGUAAUUCACACUGCAGUUAUCUUUAUUCUGAAUCAAGAGGCCACAUCUUAUUGCCCCUUUGUCAGCUAAUUGGAAACUGCUGCCUCUAAGUUAAAAGGAGAGACUAUUAGGAAUAAAAGAUCAACUACAAUGUUCAGUUGUCCAGUUUCCCUUACAAACAGUCAUUUGCCCAACUUCUGUCUCUAGAUCAUAGUCAGUACUUGACAAUCUGAGUGAGUCUCCUUCCCUGUCAUGCAACCACAGAAACAGCCCUUUUGCCUAGUUUCUCACCCACAUCAUACUCUAGUCUGUAAAAUAUAUUAUGUAUCAUUCUAGCCUAUUAUGAAAAGUCUGUUAACAUGCUACUAUACCUAGGCCCAGCUGAGUAACUUAAGAAUAGAAGGUGAAAUUCAUCCAUGCACGGAGGGAUUUUUCAGGGCACAUAUGCAAUUUAAUGUUGCAUAUUAACCCUGAAAAAUAGUGUGCAUUAACUGAAUUUUGCUUGACAGCUUUUUCUGCAUGCUCUUGCUUUUGUGAGUAUGUGACUAAUUUGAGUCCAAAAUAGAUUUAAGACGGGGGAGGGGGGGAAAAAAAGAAGAUCUUUAUGGCUCAUGUAACCUGCUGGCACGGGAAGUAAUUUUUCCUGAGUACACACUGCUGCUGGCAGUGAUGUGUAUUGUAGAUACUACCACUAACAAAAGCAUUUUAAUCCUUUUAUUUCUAAUUUAUAGUACCUGUGAGCAGAAGUUUAGUUUUCUUGUGUUAACUUCCUUGUAGAUAUAAAUGUGGAUUAAUAUAUCUCCUUUGUCAUCACUUUGUUUUAAAAUCUCUCUUCUUGUAGCACUAUACAUAAAA
Molecule: messenger RNA, 2196 nt
Organism: Gavialis gangeticus (Gharial)
Lineage: Eukaryota; Metazoa; Chordata; Crocodylia; Gavialidae
Gene: NINJ1
Product: ninjurin 1
Exons: 5
Coding region: 1-708 (235 amino acids)
Biological process (GO): cell adhesion; tissue regeneration
Cellular component (GO): membrane
Source: RefSeq, a predicted model, not a curated record